AAAAAUUAUUCAUCAAUGUAUAGGGUAAAAACUGCAAAUAGUCAUAAAUUUUGGGUUAAAACUGAUAGUAGCCAUAUCCAUAAGUUUAGAAGCUUCAAUCAGAACAGAACUGAUAACCGUUCAGCAUCCUCAUCUGCGACUUCCCAGAUUCAAUCAAAACAAAUCUGCGACUCCGGCGAUCAUCGUUCAUCAUCCUCAUCAUUCAUCAAAACAGAUCUGCCACUCACGAUCCGGUUCAUACUCCUUCAGAACAGGCAAGGUAAGACUCGUCUCGCGAAGUAUUACAUUCCUCUAGAAGAAUCGGAGAAGCACAAGGUCGAAUAUGAGGUUCAUCGAUUGGUGGUGAAUGGAGAUCCGAAGUUUACUAAUUUCGUUGAGCAACGUGUGCGAGCUAGAUUUGGUCUUCAACUUCCAUAAGGUAUUCAAGUUCUUGAUUUUAACAUUAUAUUGACAAAUGUGUUGUGCUUUCCUCACUUAAUAUGUGUGUGUGUUGAAGGGUUUUUUGGCUCUUAUUAUUUUAACUGUCACUUCUGAGUUUACUUUUGAAUUAAACUAUAAAUCAAUGAAGCUACUAGCUAGAGAUUUAUUUGCUUGUAGACUUAGUCACUUAGAAGCAACAUUAAGAAACUCAUGCUAGCCUAAUGAGACGCGACUUAUUGUUAAGAUAGUUGUUAUGCUUUUCACGAAUCCUAUUCUUUGGUGUAGUGCAUCAUACACAAAACUG
Molecule: messenger RNA, 724 nt
Organism: Helianthus annuus (common sunflower)
Lineage: Eukaryota; Viridiplantae; Streptophyta; Magnoliopsida; Asterales; Asteraceae
Exons: 4
Coding region: 16-417 (133 amino acids)
Biological process (GO): vesicle-mediated transport; protein transport
Cellular component (GO): intracellular membrane-bounded organelle
Source: RefSeq, a predicted model, not a curated record